CAAAGCAAAAAAAGAAACUCAGAAAGCGGGAAAAUUUCUGGAGACCAGAGAGAAGAAUCAGUCUCACGGAAGAGCAGACGGAAGGAUUCUCUUCAAUGGCUUCUCCGUCGCCGUCGUCGUCGUCGUCGUCGCCGCCGUUCAAUUUCUCGGCUCUUCCGGUCAUGUCGCUUAAAGAGAGAAUCGUUGAGAAAAUUCGCCAGAAUCGUGUCACGCUUAUCGUCGGCGAGACCGGCUGUGGGAAGAGCUCUCAGAUUCCUCAAUUUCUCUUGGAAGAAGACAUGGGACCCAUUAUUUGUACUCAGCCUAGGCGUUUUGCUGUUGUUGCCAUUGCGAAUAUGGUUGCUAGAGCUCGGAACUGUAACAUGGGAGAUGAGGUUGGAUAUCAUAUUGGUCAUUCGAAACACUCAUCGGAAAGAUCGAAGAUUGUUUUCAAAACUGCUGGUGUUUUGUUGGAAGAAAUGCGAGACAGGGGAUUAAACGCACUCAACUACAAGGUGAUUGUACUGGAUGAAGUGCAUGAAAGAUCUGUGGAGUCUGAUCUUGUUCUUGUGUGCGUGAAGCAGUUUCUGUCGAAGAACCAUGAUCUGAGGGUGGUAUUGAUGUCAGCAACCGCUGAUAUUGGAAGGUAUAGGGAUUAUUUCAAGGAUCUUGGUAGAGGUGAACGUGUUGAAGUGCUUGCAAUUCCUAGCUCAAACCAGAAAACUUUUUUUGAACGAAAAGUUUCAUAUCUUGAAGAGGUUAUUGAAUUACUUGGAAUUGGGUCAGAUCUACAAUCUCCUAGAUAUUGCAACGGUACAAGCCUUUCUACAUCUGCUGCUGAUAUUAGGCCCGAAGUACACAAACUUAUUCACAAUCUGUUGUUGCACAUUCAUAAGAAUGAGCCUGACAUUGAAAAGAGUAUCUUGAUUUUUCUUCCGACAUAUUAUUCCCUGGAGCAACAAUGGGAUCUUCUGAAGUCACAUAGUUCUUUUAAAGUUUAUAUUUUACAUAGCAGUAUUGACAUUGAACAAGCCCUGACGGCUAUGAAGAUUUGGAAAUCACGUCGCAAGGUUAUAUUAGCAACAAAUAUUGCUGAAUCAUCCGUCACAAUACCAAAAGUAGCAUAUGUAAUUGAUUCAUGCAGGGCUUUACAAGUGUAUUGGGAUAAUAAUCAGAAAAAGGACUCUGCACAGGUUGUCUGGAUUUCUAAAUCUCAGGCUGAGCAGCGUAGAGGAAGGACUGGUCGAACUUGUGAUGGCCAAGUUUAUCGAUUGGUAACAAGAUCAUUUUACCAAAACUUUGAAGAUUUCGAACGACCAGCUAUACUGAGGUUAUCAUUGAGGCAGCAAGUGCUUCUAAUUUGCUCGACUGAAUCCAAAGCAAUUAAUGAUCCAAUUGUUUUGCUGCAGAAGACCCUUGAUCCACCUGAUUGUUACGUCGUUGAAGAUGCAUUGAAUCUGCUUGUUCACAUGAAAGCAUUAAAAAAAUCUCCGAGAGGCCGGUAUGAACCUACAUAUUAUGGAAGUCUACUAGCUAGUUUCUCACUGUCUUUUGAUUCUUCUGUGUUAAUACUCAAAUUUGGAGACAUCGGAAUGCUCCAUGAAGGCAUUUUGCUAGGCAUAUUAAUGGAUACACAGCCCUUACCUGUACUUCGUCCUUUCGGAGAUAAUAAUUUGGUAUUUCUUAAUUACUUGUUAUUUGGAUGUCCACGUUUAAUAUAUGCAUGUGAUUUAAUCAACUUUGGACGGUAUUGGAUACAGUAUGCAGAGCACAUAAAAUGCUACUUCGAUGGAGAGAGUAUUGAUACUAUUCCUCUUGGCUUUAAGGAAAUGGCAUUCAUGGGAAACUUGCAUGCUUUUCAUUUCUGGGAAAAAGUUUAUAAGGAUAAGAUACGUGUUGAAUAUUUGAGCAAACUUGUAAAGCCUGGUAAAAUGCAAGCUAGCACAUCACCACCUUCCAAGAAUGAAGAAGAAUGGUGUUCUUCUCACAGUCUUGUGCAUUCAUCUCUAAAUCACGUCGCUGAAAUGUAUGAAGAUAUUGUACAUACGUUGCACCAGUUUCGGCCCAAAUUUUUAGGUAUGUGUGACACUCUAAGAUCGUCCUACAAUCCUACUCAGUUUCAGCAUUCAUGCAUUCUCAAAUGUCUCGGAAAUGGAGAUGACCAAUCAAGUGAAUCAAGAACCUGUGUGUCUCAACCAUAUGUUGGUACUAGCUAUGCCCAGACCAAUCAAGUUGCUGGGAAGUUGGCAGAUGUGAUCAAACAGAUGAAAGUUAUGUAUGCAAAAGAACCAAACAAUCAGCCCUUAAAUUCUAUGAACGGUGGUUUUGAUGACCAUAAUGGGACCUCUCUUUGUGUUUUCUUUGUCAAUGGAUCCUGCAACCGAGGGAAUCAGUGCGUGUUUUCUCAUUCACUUCAAGCACAGAGAGCUACUUGCAAAUUUUUCUUCUCUCUCCAGGGUUGUCGAAAUGGGAGCUCUUGUUACUUUUCUCAUGAUCAGAGUCCAUCAGACUCUUUUUCAUUGAAAUCAACUUUAUGCUUGCCAGAAGAUGAAGCUGCUCAUGCUUCAACGUUUGAAAAAUAUUUUCCUAAAUCAGAAGGAUGCAUUCUUGUAAUGGAUGACAGCGGGUUUCAGUUCUCAUCAAACUUGGCUCGCCACUGUGAUCCAUCCAAAAUCAUUUGCACAACUAGCCUUCCACAUUCAUCUACCUAUGAUGCAUCGUUAAAUGACGCAAGAAAGUUCUGGGACCUUUCCGACCCAUAUGAAACCAUCAUUUCCAAAGCAGGGAAAAAUCUAAUUCCCUGGUAUGAGGUCAAAUGUAUAAUGUGGUUUCCACGUUUUGCGAGUUCGAAGGAAAAUCUCGACAUAGAGAAGAUUCUGUUGCAGAAGUUUUUUGAUCUUCUGGCCAUCCGAAUGUUGGCCGAUUCACUUCAUGGGGUUUCAGUCGUUCUCACCAUGAAUAACAUCAGAUUUUCACAACUGCAGGUUGAGAAGUUGGGUAGAUAUAGCUUUUUCUUGCUUACAGAGUCAUUUCCAUACGACGAAGCAAGCUUUGGGGAGUUGCCCGACAAAGUAACAACUAAAAAGCCAAUGUUGGCGUCGAGGCCGAUUUCCUACGUUUUCAACUUACGACCGCCUAGUAGCGUCCAGUUUGGUACUUAUCGAGCAACACUCCGUCAAAGCCUAUGCGAUAUCGAGAAAGGUACUUAGAUGAUCUCCCUGGUCUGCACCGUCUCAUUGCUGACUUAGGAAAUUUAUUUUUGUUAUAGUUCUGCCUUUACCUGCAUGAAGAAGGCCACUUGAAUUAUAAAAGACCAAGAGAAGUAGAUGACUUAUUUUACAUAGAACUUUGUUGAAAAUAGAACGCCUUAUGAUAAAGUAUGGAAUGUGAAUAGUUUUGGGAGUUGGGAUGGAGAAAAGAAAGUAUUAUAUUUAUUACAUGUCAAGGUAUAUUGAGAAGAAAAGUAUGCUUUUUACGUGUUUAAAUUUGGUAUGGUCAAAAGUAAUUUUUUUUUU
This is a messenger RNA of Momordica charantia (bitter melon), 3494 nucleotides long. NCBI's taxonomy places the organism in Eukaryota, Viridiplantae, Streptophyta, Magnoliopsida, Cucurbitales, Cucurbitaceae. The record is from RefSeq and is a predicted model, not a curated record.